Molecule: messenger RNA, 1207 nt
Organism: Medicago truncatula (barrel medic)
Lineage: Eukaryota; Viridiplantae; Streptophyta; Magnoliopsida; Fabales; Fabaceae
Product: peptidyl-tRNA hydrolase 2, mitochondrial
Exons: 7
Coding region: 137-709 (190 amino acids)
Cellular component (GO): cytosol; mitochondrion
Molecular function (GO): peptidyl-tRNA hydrolase activity
Source: RefSeq, a predicted model, not a curated record
UGUGGAGGUGUAACUAGCAGUUUCCAAACCCUAACUUCGUCCCUGUGAGCGUUAUUGCCGAAAAUUACAGUGGUUUGUUUUUCUCUCCUCUUCUCCGGAACCCUAAAAUCCCAAUUCUGAUCCUCGCCUGAUUGAAAUGGAAAUGUCAUGGUUGAGUGCAAUUUUGGUUGGCGCUGGUUAUCUUGCUUUGGGUUACUUCAUUGGUUCUCACAAAAAUUUCAUCUUCUCACAGAAAUUUUUAUUCUCUAAAGACAAAGAUGCUUCACUUCUCAAUGAUGACAAGAAAAGUAAGCAGAAGAAGAAUAGUAAGCCCAAAAUCAAAGACUCACUUGAGGUUGAACAGCUUGCUGAUAUUCUCGAAGAUUUUAAGAUGAUACUUGUUGUUAGAAAUGAUCUUAAAAUGGGUAAAGGAAAGAUUGCAGCUCAAUGCAGUCAUGCAACAUUGGGUCUCUACAAAAAGGUUCUUUACCGAGCUCCAAAGGCAUUAAACAGGUGGGAGAUGUCUGCACAACCUAAGGUUGUUGUCAAAAUUGAAAGUGAAGAAGAUAUGCUGGCUUUGCAAGAAAGGGCUAAAUCUCUGAAGUUGCCUACUCAUAUCACAAUUGAUGCUGGUAGAACACAGAUUGCACCAAAUUCAAGAACGGUGAUGGCAAUUCUCGGACCUGUUGAAGUGGUAGAUGAGGUAACAGGUGGACUGAAACUUCUAUAAUCAUGUCCAGUGAAAGAGGUUCAUUAUUUACCAUGAGGUUGGGUUGCGUGUUCAUGAAGGACAACACAUCGAACGUUAUGCAGAACAUUACUUCAUUGGAAUCCCGGGAAGAUUUUGCAUGUUUUUCGCCCACACAAGAAUUUGUAGUUAGUCUUUAGUUGACAGUAAUGAUGAUGAUGAAAACUUCUUGUUGGGGAGGAUCCCCCACAAUAACUGGAAUCAUGAGACUAAGAAAAUACAGUAGGUCGAAUUCAUUGUUUUAAAUGUUUUGUUUGUCCAAAACUUAUGUUCCUAGAAGUACCAUGAUUGGUUUUGGAAGGUAUGUGACUAUUUUCAGGCCAUGUAACAAAAUUAAUGUCAUUUUGGCAUGAAAAAAAUACCAGUGCUAGGAAAAUAAUCAAAACACUAGACAUGGAUUUAAUCUCAUGACGAAAAAACACCAUUGCUGGUUAACAAUAUGGAUAGUGGAUAGCAUUGCUAGUUCACUUGUUUUCAAAA